AUGACCAUGACGAAAUUCUCUAGUUUGUUCUUACCCUCUUUCUCUCAGUCUAUCUAUCUAUCUAUCUAUCUAUCUAUCUAUCUAUCUAUCUAUCUAUCUAUCUAUCUAUCUAUCUAUUGUAGUAUGUUCUAUCUAUCUAUCUAUCUAUCUAUCUAUGCACCAAAAAUAAUAUUACUGAUUCAGAAUUUUGUGUAUUUCUUUUCUCUUGCACAGUUUCUUUAUUUCUGCUUUCAUAUCUCCAUGUACACUUUAUUGGCUGCUGUAACGAGAAGUUCGGCCACUGUCCAGGCAGGAGUCCGAUGGCUUCAGAAAGAUCUGGUCAGGUCCCUUUUUAAGGGUCACACUGUUAGGUCCACUGCAGCCCUUCCUCAACAAGAAUUUCCUUCGGUUAACAAUAACAUACCUUCAUCCUCGUCAACUAAUGUCAGCCCACAAAAACCAGAUACGGAAGGGGAAUCUUUCAAGCCUUUCGUCAAAAACCUGUUCCUUGGACAAUUUGACAAAUCCAUGCUGGUCUAUCCUGAAAUUUCUGACAAUGAAGAACUUGAAGAACUCACUCAAAUGUUUGAACAAGUGGAAAAAUUCUUCUUGGAAGAAGUUGAUUCCAAAAAGAUUGAUGAAGAAGCCUGUAUUCCUGAAGAAACUCUCAGAAUGAUUGGUGAAAUGGGACUGUUUGGGCAGCAGGUACCACCAGAAUAUGGGGGUCUAGGACUGAAUGCUACAAAAUUUGCUCGAUUAGCUGAAGCUACAGCUUUAGAUGGUUCAAUUGCUGUCACAUUAGCUGCACACCACUCCAUUGGACUUAAGGGAAUUUUAUUAUAUGGAACUGAAGAACAAAAACUAAAAUAUCUUCCCAGACUUGCAAGUGGAGAACAAUUGGCUGCAUUUUGCCUUACAGAGCCAUCCAGUGGAAGUGACGCAGCAUCCAUUCAAACCAGAGCAACACUGUCAGAAGAUGGAAAAUCAUAUUACCUGAAUGGAAACAAAAUUUGGAUUUCAAAUGGGGGUCUGGCUGAAGUCUUUACUGUUUUUGCCAGGACUGACAUCAUAAACAGCAAGGGUGAGAAAGAAGACAAAAUUACAGCCUUUAUUGUGGAAAGAAGUUUUGGUGGCAUCACAAAUGGCAAACCUGAAGACAAAUUAGGCAUUCGAGGCUCAAAUACCUGUGAAGUCCAUUUUGAAAAUACUCCUGUACCAGUAGAAAAUGUCAUUGGAGAAGUUGGGCAAGGAUUCAGUGUGGCUGUGAAUGUCCUGAACAGUGGACGUUUCUCAAUGGGAAGUUCAAACUCGGGAGUUUUAAAGAAACUUUUAGAAAAAACAGUGGACCACACAAUUAAUCGCUCUCAAUUUGGAAGGAAACUUUAUGAGUUUGGCCUCAUCAAGGAGAAAUUGGCAAAAAUUGCCCUUCACAUUUAUGUAAUGGAAAGCAUGGCUUAUAUGACAGCAGGUAUUAUGGACAGCUCUCCAAAAGCUGAUGUCUCACUAGAAGCUGCAAUGGUAAAGAUUUAUAGUAGUGAGAGAGCCUGGGAAUCUACAAGUGAAUGUUUGCAGAUUCUUGGUGGUCUUGGCUACAUGAAGGAUUAUUCAUUUCAGAGAUAUCUACGAGAUUGUCGUAUUUCUUUGAUCUUUGAGGGUACAAAUGAAGUUCUGCGAUUGUAUGUGGCAUUGACAGGUCUCAAAUAUGCAGGAAUAACACUAAAGGAACUAAUCAAAAAACUAAGAGACCCUUUCAACAAUCCUGGACUCUUAAUGAAAACUGUUUAUUCAAGUAUGAGAAAGCGUCUUGCAGAACCAAAGCUGACACAUGAUCUAGCAGCUGCUGUGCACCCGACAUUAAAGCCACAAGCGGACAUUUUAGAAAAAUGCACAGCUCAAUUCAAAAAGAUUGUGGAGAUAGUUUUGUCAAGACAUGGAAAUAGAAUUGUUGAAGAACAACUUGAAGUUCAGCGGAUUGCUAACAUUGUCAUUGACCUCUAUGCCAUGACAGCUUGUAUUGCCCGAUCAUCCAGGUCUUAUUGCAUUGGUCUCAGGAAUGCUGACCACGAGAUUAUGAUCACAAAAGCUUUCUGCUUUGAAGCAAACAAACGAAUCAUUGAAAAUGUGAAAGAUUUGGAAAUGGGUCAUGUAUUGAACAAUGAUGAAAAUCUUUACCAGAUCUGUGAUCAAUUGAUAAAAUCCCAUGGCUAUGCUGCAGAACAUCCCCUGACACGAAAUUGGUGA
Messenger RNA from Acanthosepion pharaonis, 2220 nucleotides. The record is from the annotation of a GenBank genome assembly. NCBI's taxonomy places the organism in Eukaryota, Metazoa, Mollusca, Cephalopoda, Sepiida, Sepiidae.